Ostertagia ostertagi is the source of this 1410-nucleotide messenger RNA. NCBI's taxonomy places the organism in Eukaryota, Metazoa, Nematoda, Chromadorea, Rhabditida, Trichostrongylidae. The record is from the annotation of a GenBank genome assembly.
GUUGUGCUUGUUGGCAACAAUCGUAUCGAGCUAGAGCACAUCCCACUGCAGAUUGAAGAGGACGGAAAGUACAAGGUCCGACUACAUGAGUCCGAAUGGCGUUCACGCCAAAGCCCCGAGUUGCCAGUUACCCGUAAGCAGAUGAUGAUAGCGCUGCAAAAUCUCCAAGGCGUCUACAUCCGUGGUACCUACAACUAUCCGGCAAGAGGAGACGCAAUCACCAUGAGUGAGAUUUCAUUGGACGUGGCCGUCCCUCCGUCUCCUGGUCUGACUGGAUCGACAGCCAUCGGUGUUGAGCAGUGCUCCAACUGCCCUCAGGGCUUUACCGGCUCAUCGUGCCAGAAUCCUGCCACGGGAUACUGUAGGAAGAAACAACGUGACUACCUCAAUUCUCCGGACGAUAUGUCGCUCAUUGGCUGGUCAGAACCAUGUGCCUGCUACGGUCACUCAGUCACCUGCCAUCCAGAAACUUGCGUUUGCACGGACUGUGAACAUAACACAAUCGGGGAACACUGCGAUCUGUGCAAAAGCGGCUACAUCGGUGAUGCAAGAGAGGGCGGAGCGAAAGCAUGCACGAAAUGUGCCUGCCCACUCGUGGAGAACUCGUUCAGUGAUACUUGCGUCGCGGUGGAUUACGGUAGAGGUUAUGUGUGCAACGCGUGCAAGCCAGGCUAUACUGGACAAUAUUGCGAAAACUGCGUAGUCGGCUAUUUCGGCGAACCGUCGACACCAGGCGGAUUCUGUCAGUCGUGCGACUGCCAUCCGGACGGCUCGCUCAACGGCGCCUGCAAUCCGCUUACCGGCCAAUGUGAAUGUCGUGACGGAGUGACAGGAAGGGAUUGCAGUCGUUGCCAACAUCGUCACGCCUUCAUCGGAGGAGUUUGCACCUCUUGUGAUCAAGGCUGUUAUCUGCCGCUCAUGACCAUGGUGGACGAGCUAGAAAUGACACUGGCCAACCAGAACUUCAGCACUUUACGUCCGAUUCCAUGGAAAAGACUGUCACGAAUCGGAAAUAAUACCGAACUGAUAUCCGAAUUCAUGAGAGGGCUCGAUGAAGGCGGUGAAGGCGAAGUCGGCGGAAUUGUCAGAGAUAGCAAGUAUGCCAAAGAAGCGUUCGCAGUUGUGGAAGGGGCUCGCUUCCAAGCAGAACGUAUGGCCAAGGGCGUCACAUCGUUGGAGCAGUUCACAUCUCUGGCCGAGAAACUAAUUCUUGACGCUCAGCUCACCUAUGCCAACGCGUUCAACACGACGCAAUUCCUCAAGCACUUCCACAAGCACGGUGGCACCACUGUCGGUGGAGCCACAUUGGACGCUUGGGUUCGCGAAGCUGAAGCGCACUACAAUGCCACUCUUGAUCGUGGCGAGUACAUCGAGAAGCGACUCAAUCGGGCUGAGCAAGAACACAAGUAC